UAUUAGUGAAGUUUGUCAGUUAAAAAAGAAAGAUUUCACUGUUGUGGGAAAAAGUGCUUUCGCCUGCUGUGACCAUUUGCUCUGAGUAAGUAUUUUGUCUCUGGGCUGAUCAUCUAUCAAUCUGUUUUUAACUGUUUAUAAAGCUUCAUGGAAACAUGUUUGUUGUAUUUUGAAGCAAUGUAGUGACUUUGUGCAGCAGCCUUUAGAAUAUAAUCAGUGAUUCGUGGCUCCUUGAAAAUUAUCAGCAGGUGAUUAAUAUUUCUAUGGCAGGAGGAAAAUACUAAAUGUCUCUUCUUGUGCUUACUAAUGGUUUUAAUCACUUUUCUACAGCAGUUUGAAUCCAUCAGAAUGAUGUGUUUGUGUGGUGGAGCAUCUGUGAGAGUGACUAUUAUUGGUGUCAAAGCUCCCAGCAAACACAACAAGCAGACGAGGAGCAGACAAAGGAAACAAAUGUCCAUCGCUGUUUCUUUCUCGGCGUCUCGUGUGCUUCUUCUUCUUUCUCUUCACACAAAGUCGUAGAAGUUUUCAGACGUGUCACAGCUGGAUGUGAGGAUGGGACCCACUUUCCUCUGUGAGCUGGGCCUAUUCUUUCUCUGUACGCUCCUCUGCAGCGGACACGCUCAAGAUGCUGUGCUAACUGUUGAACCCAGCUCGACCAUUUUCAUCGGAGAGACUGUUAACUUCAAAUGUGACAUGAAGGAAGGAGAACACACUGACUGGGAAUACAAAAUUAUCAUGGACGGUCGAGAAAUUUUAAACUCCAACACAAACAAAGGUCUCAGAUUAAAAAUUGCAUCUACAGCUCAGAGUGGUAAAUACAGCUGCUCUGCUCACAGGAAGAGCUCACAGAAUACAAAGAACAGUAACACUGUCUCUGUAACUGUGAAGGCAGGUAAACCCAGGGCCACACUGACUCCAGGAUCAACUAUCAUACCAGUAGGGGGCAGUGUGACACUGACCUGCUCUGUGGAGAGCUCUGCUGGCUGGAAAUAUGAGUGGUUCAGACGUGACCCAAACACUGAAGUUCAAAUCAGAACAGAUGAUCAACAAAACGGAGUAAUCAGAGUAUCUCAAGGAGGAAUCUACCACUGCAGAGGAAGAAGAGGAAACCCAGAUUACUACACUGAUAAAAGUGAUGAUGUCACCAUUGAGAUAACCUUUUCCAAUAAGGUUGUUGUAAAAGGACGACCCAGCUGGCCUCAGAUAUUCAGCGGUGAGACGAUCAGUCUGACAUGUGAGGUGCAGGAAGGAGGUGAAACCACUGAGUGGGAGUAUAGAUGGAGAGGACCCAACCAAACCACACAGUGGACUCAGAAUAAUUACUGGAUAUUCAAUGUUUCUGAGUCCAGCAGUGGAGACUACAUGUGUAAGAGUCGACGCAGAGAUGACUCAUAUUCUUCAACAGAGUGGAGUGAAGCCUUCAACUUGUCAGCAUCAAAUGCUGUGCUAACUGUUGAACCCAGCUCGACCAUUUUCAUCGGAGAGACUGUUAGCUUCAAAUGUGACAUGAAGGAAGGAGAACACACUGACUGGGAAUACAAAAUUAUCAUGGACGGUCGAGGACUUUUCAACUCCAACACAAACAACGGUCUCAGAUUAAAAGUUGCAUCUACAGCUCAGAGUGGUAAAUACAGCUGCUCUGCUCACAGGAAGAGCUCACAGAAUACAAAGAACAGUAACACUGUCUCUGUAACUGUGAAGGCAGGUAAACCCAGGGCCACACUGACUCCAGGAUCAACAAUCAUACCAGUAGGGGGCAGUGUGACACUGACCUGCUCUGUGGGGAGCUCUGCUGACUGGAAAUAUGAGUGGUUCAGACGUGACCCAAACACUGAAGUUCAAAUCAGAACAGAUAAUCAACAAAACAGAGUAAUCAGAGUAUCUGAAGGAGGAAUCUACCACUGCAGAGGAAGAAGAGGAAACCCAGAUUACUACACUGAUAAAAGUGAUGAUGUCACCAUUGAGAUAACCUUUUCCAAUAAGGUUGUUGUAAAAGGACGACCCAGCUGGCCUCAGAUAUUCAGCGGUGAGACGAUCAGUCUGACAUGUGAGGUGCAGGAAGGAGGUGAAACCACUGAGUGGGAGUAUAGAUGGAGAGGACCCAAGCAAACCACACAGUGGACUCACAAUAAUUACUGGAUAUUCAAUGUUUCUGAGUCCAGCAGUGGAGACUACAUGUGUAAGAGUCGACGCAGAGAUGACUCAUAUUCUUCAACAGAGUGGAGUGAAGCCUUCAACUUGUCAGCAUCAACAGGUAAACCCAGGGCCACACUGACUCCAGGAUCAACAAUCAUACCAGUAGGGGGCAGUGUGACACUGACCUGCUCUGUGGGGAGCUCUGCUGGCUGGAAAUAUGAGUGGUUCAGACGUGACCAAAACACUGAGGUUCAAAUCAGAACAGAUGAUCAACAAAACAGAGUAAUCAGAGUAUCUGAAGGAGGAAUCUACCACUGCAGAGGAAGAAGAGGAAACCCAGAUUACUACACUGAUAAAAGUGAUGAUGUCACCAUUGAGAUAACCUUUUCCAAUAAGGUUGUUGUAAAAGGACGACCCAGCUGGCCUCAGAUAUUCAGCGGUGAGACGAUCAGUCUGACAUGUGAGGUGCAGGAAGGAGGUGAAACCACUGAGUGGGAGUAUAGAUGGAGAGGACCCAAGCAAACCACACAGUGGACUCACAAUAAUUACUGGAUAUUCAAUGUUUCUGAGUCCAGCAGUGGAGACUACAUGUGUAAGAGUCGACGCAGAGAUGACUCAUAUUCUUCAACAGAGUGGAGUGAAGCCUUCAACUUGUCAGCAUCAACAGUGCCCAGGACUGGAAACUCUUCAUUUCCUGCUCUGUUGAUCGUUGGACUCAUCUGUGGACUUUUACUGAUUCUUCUUCUGCUGUUGUGUCGCUUCAUACAGUCAAAGGAUUCAUGCUUUGCCAGCACAAAUCAAACCAUAAACCAAACGAUCAACCAGGAUGACGCUCGAGACAGCCAACAUGCUUCUCGUCACCAAGGUGAUGCUUGUCUCUAUGAAUCAGUCAAAGACCAUGAUGACACAGAUAAUGUUGAAUCUGGGGAUGUCACAUAUUCUUUGAUUGAGUUUAAAAACAUCACUCAAAAAGAUGACAGCCUGUUGUAUGCAGAGGUCUCCCACAAGAGAGCUAAAGCCAAGAGAAACAAGGAAAAAUCAGCCUCUGCAGCAGCUGAAUAUGUCAUUUAUUCUGAAGUCAAGUCACAACCAGCUCUUGAUUACAGCCUGUUGUAUGCAGAGGUCUCCCACAACAGAGCUAAAGUCAAGAUACUUUAA
Oreochromis aureus is the source of this 3294-nucleotide messenger RNA. RefSeq names its product leukocyte immunoglobulin-like receptor subfamily B member 3A. The coding region runs from base 553 to 3294 and encodes 913 amino acids. Gene Ontology annotation, biological process: cell surface receptor signaling pathway. Gene Ontology annotation, molecular function: transmembrane signaling receptor activity. The record is from RefSeq and is a predicted model, not a curated record. Lineage: Eukaryota; Metazoa; Chordata; Actinopteri; Cichliformes; Cichlidae. The transcript has 19 exons.